Messenger RNA from Uloborus diversus, 1137 nucleotides. Its product is annotated as serine/threonine-protein kinase Nek4-like. The record is from RefSeq and is a predicted model, not a curated record. The transcript has 8 exons. Gene Ontology annotation, biological process: protein phosphorylation. The coding region runs from base 1 to 1137 and encodes 378 amino acids. Gene Ontology annotation, molecular function: protein kinase activity; ATP binding. NCBI's taxonomy places the organism in Eukaryota, Metazoa, Arthropoda, Arachnida, Araneae, Uloboridae.
AUGUUGAAAUAUGAAAAAGAGAGGAUUAUUGGUAAUGGUUCGUACGGAAAUGUUUGGCUUGUCAACUCACAGGCUGAUAAAAAGAAAUAUGUUAUGAAAGAAAUUAAAUUAAUUUCAAUGAAUGCUGUUGAACGGCAACAAGCUAUGAUGGAAGCCACACUUCUGUCCAAAUGCAGACAUAAAAACAUAAUAAAAUAUAAGGACGCCAUCCAUGACCGUCCCAGAAAAGUGCUGCAAAUCGUCAUGGAGUAUGCAGAAGGAGGGGAUUUGCAUUCAGCAAUCGUUAGGCAAAAAGGAAUUCCCUUUAAAGAACACACGGUUAUCUCUUGGUUCAUUCAAAUAAGCUUAGCUUUGCAAUACAUCCAUUUCCAGAACAUUCUACAUAGAGAUCUAAAGACCCAAAAUAUUUUUUUGACCCUAACUAACUUUAUAAAAAUUGGCGACUUCGGCAUAGCUCGAGUGUUGCAAGAUCCUACAGAGUUGGCGACGACGGCGAUUGGUACUCCAUACUACUUGUCUCCAGAAAUCUGCCAGCGAAAACCGUAUAAUUACAAGAGUGACAUGUGGGCUUUAGGCUGCAUUCUGUUCGAAAUGUCAGCGUUAGUGCAUCCUUUUCAAGCGUUUAGUUUCCCUCAUCUCCUAACAUUGAUUCUCAAAGGCAAGAGGAAAGAGCUGCCGAAUCAUUGUAGCCCAUUAAUUGCUGAACUUGUGGAUUCUCUGUUAUGUGUAAAUCCUAACAAUCGUCCGUCAACUGAUGACAUACUUUCUAGAACGGAGUUACAGCCUUAUCUAUCUGAAUAUUUAGCUAUAUUUGAUAAUGAUUUAAUAUCUACCCAUCGUUCUGAGGGGCUCCAAAAACCCGUACAGCAGCAUCGACUUUGCGAAGAAAUUCGAGAUUCUGCUGGAAGUUCGGGAGCUAAAAGUGAAAGAACCAAGUUUGAAAACAAAUUGAAAGAUUUGUUUGGUGUAGCGCUUUUUGAUCAAUUAUACGAAGCUCUUUAUUCACGUUGGGAAACAAGGGAACUUGAAGAAUCGGAAAGUGCUGUCAAGACUAUUAUUGAUUCUUUGAAUUAUAAGCAAAUUCAAAGCCUUCCUCUAAUGAUGCAACUAAUUCAGCUAGAUAUUCUUAAAAAGUAG